AUGGAUACGUUGAAAGAUGUACCAGAGUUUUUCGAAACGCAGCUUGAUGAGUCUUUAGCCGCCAGGACCGAAAGUUUAGGUUCUUUUCGUGAACUUGGUCCUCCUGACCUAUGUCAUGUUACGAAAGCUAAUGCAAAACCCGGUGUAAAGGAGGUUGGUUCUUACCAUUAUGUUUCUGGGGUUGAUGCCUCUUCUUCUGCCACUUUAGCUGCAUAUCUUAAUUCAUUAACAUACGCAUUGGAAGAUAACCAUGCUUGGUUUACUAAAUCAUCGGCUUGGAGAAUACGAUCUGGAGUUUAUUGUUGUUUUAAUGCGUUUUCACGUGUGGAUGUCCGUGUAGAAGUCAAAAUUCCUGGUGGAGUGGAAAGUUAUAUCGUGGAUUUACGUGGCGAAAAACAUGAUGCAACUUCAGAUAUUUGGCAAGAGACCUAUAUUUCUGCUCUUUUACGCUCUAUACUUUACUCAGACGAUGUCAAUUAUCGAUUGGCUGGUUUCCGCAAAUUGGAUCCCAUCCCUAACGUCGAAGCAGAAGCUCAUUUCUUGGAGGCAGCGGAGCAACUUUUCUUUAAAGGAUGGCAAUUGGGUUCUGAUCCUGAAAUACAAGUUGCCACAGUUGUCAGUAAUCAUUUAACUGCUGGCAUCAUGAAAUAUUUUAGUGAAAAUUUUAGAUAUGAACGAGCACUUAUGUUCCUUAACUCAUUAUUACUGUAUCAUAAAGACCCUGAAGUAGCGUCGUUGUUAGCUCAGUCAUAUAUUGGAAUGGAUGAGGAAAUAAAGGCGGUUAAAAAGUUAUAUGAGGCCUUAAAGAAAAACCCAAUGAGUUACGCACUUUUACAUGUUCAAGCGGAUUUCUUAUUAAGCAAGGGUAAAACUGAUUAUGCGCUUAAACUUGCAAAACAAGCGGUAAAUUGUGCACCUUCAGAGUUUGUAACUUGGGCGAAAUUAACAGAAGUUUACAUUGAGCUCAGAGAUUAUGAAUCGGCUCUAUUGACAUUGAAUUCUUGCCCGAUGUUCACAUAUAAUGAAAGAGAUAUGCAUCGUAUGCCAUCACCAGCAAAGACACAUCUUCCAAUCAAACAAGAUAUCAUUAAUGCAGGACUCCUUGAAGAGGACAACGGGCGCGAUAAUGAAGCGGAUGUCGCGCUUUUACGUCUUCCUGCGCCAUCCCUUCGUGGAACUUUUGCUAAAGCAUAUUCAUUGUUGACAAGUUUAGUAGCGAAGAUCGGAUGGGAUGAACUAUUAAAGUGUCGAUCAUCUGUUUUUGUAAUGGAAGAAGAAUACCGUAUGCAGAAGGCGGCGGAAGAAGAGAGGAAAAUUCAAAACACCGUUAUCGAUCUUCCACCGUCUCCUCAAGAACAAGAAAAUAAUACGGAUGUUGUUGCAAACGCAAAUGCCAAUGAUGUAAAUGAUUCAAAAGAUUCAUCACAGUCUGUGCCUGCAAUCACUAUAUCUAGGGAUUCAACCGUUGAUGGUUCAGAGGAUACGAAAGAAAAAAAUGUAGAAAAUACACAUGAGGGAGACCGUGAAACGACCAACGGCCGAGAGGUAAAGGAUGAUGACAUAAAUGAAAAAGAAAAUUCCAACCUGAAUGCUGUUGAUGAGCGUUCACUUGACUCUGAAAAUAUGGAGGAAGUUAAUUUAGAUGACGAGAAAUCUAAUUCAAACAAUAAAACUAAGACAGCUCCAGUAAUAGAAUUUAAGGGUCCUAAAUUAGAAAAGCCUUUACAAGCAGCCAACGAGGAAAAAAAUGAUAAUCAAAGUAUACAUGAUGAACAAUCCAAGGAUGUUUCAACAAAGAAAGAUUAUUCAUUCUCAUUUAAUAAUAAAAGAUUGUGCGAAAGGUGGCUUGAUAAUCUUUUUAUGGUCUUAUAUGAGGAUUUAAGAGUAUAUACUGUUUGGCGUUCCGAAGUUUCUCAUUAUAAAGCCCAUCACAUGUCUUAUCGUAAAACGGGUACAGAAUGGGAAAUUUUAGGUGAUUUGGCCGCGCGAUUGCAUCAUAAGGAUGAUGCAAAAGAGGCUUAUCAACGUUGUCUUGAACAUAAAUUCUCAGCAAAGGCUUGGUUGAGAUUAUUGGAAUUCUAUGCGGACGAAGGUGACGUACAUCGUGCUUUAUCGGCUGUUGUAAAAUUAACGGUUUACCACGAGCGAUGGUAUCACGAGAUAGUUUACCCAACGGCAAUCGCUCAUAAUCUUAAUAAAUUAAUUCGAUCCGAAGGUUUAUCAAAAGUUAGAUAUAACUUAAUUUCAAUGAAUUUAUCACCUUCGGUAGACAAAUUAGUAACAAGAUAUCUGGAUUUUGCUAAAACUUUUAAAAUCCCUGGAUCUAAUUUCUAA
This is a messenger RNA of Funneliformis mosseae, 2334 nucleotides long. NCBI's taxonomy places the organism in Eukaryota, Fungi, Glomeromycota, Glomeromycetes, Glomerales, Glomeraceae. The record is from the annotation of a GenBank genome assembly.